Molecule: messenger RNA, 1109 nt
Organism: Aspergillus uvarum CBS 121591
Lineage: Eukaryota; Fungi; Ascomycota; Eurotiomycetes; Eurotiales; Aspergillaceae
Exons: 1
Coding region: 82-660 (192 amino acids)
Cellular component (GO): extracellular region
Source: RefSeq, a predicted model, not a curated record
AACGGUUUCUUCUUCCAUCAACCCAUUACAGACCUUACAUCUACCAAUAAUUAAACAACGAAGACCCACAAAUUGUCCACCAUGAAACUCCCCACCCCCCACCUUUUCACCCUCAGCACCCUAACUCUCAGCACCCUCACCACCGCAACCCCCCACCUCCAACCCCGCGACACCACCCCCUUCACCACGGGCCUAGCCACCAUCACCGCCGCCGCCACCGUCCUCGACGCCCAAAUCCUGACCUACCCCGGCGGCGACGACAUCUCCAACAUCAGCGCGGGCGCCGCGACGCUCAUCAAUGCCUUCCUGGCCGAGACCAAGACUAUCCAGCCAGACUUCCUCAAUGCCACCGAGGCCGCGGCACUCCUACCACCCCUCGCGACCCUCGCCGCGCAGAUAUCCGUCGUGGUGGCAGACUACAUUGGCAUCCACGCCGCGAUCGCCGCCACCGCCGCCUCCAGCGACGGCGGCUGGUACAUCUACUCCCAGCUGCAGGAGGAGCACACCGCCGCGCUGAGCUACACCGGCAGCGUGGUGGCCCGCAUCCCGGCGGGUUCGGUCAAGGAUGCGGCGGCGGUGUGGGCGGGGAAUAUCACGGAUACGUUGCUGGAUGGACGGGAUGCGUAUAAGGAUAUUGCGGUGCGGCCGACGGGGUAUUGAUUCCAGGGGGGUUUGAAGGUGGCUUUGGGGGGCAAUCAUGGGGCUCUGGGGAGGGGAGAGGGGCGUCUCUUUUCUGUUGAAAGCUUUUGGGGCGUGGGACGGGCGAGUGGGUUCGAUUCCCUCUGGUAAAUUAGGCGUAUUCUAUUAAUAUUUGAAGAGUGGAAAGAGUAUCCGAAUCGAAAGAAUGGGAUUGUUGCGUGCAUGAGAGGGUUGGGGCGAGAUGUUCUUUGUCCUACGGAUCACGUUAGUGUCUACUGUUUAUCCUGUCCGAGCGAGUCCUAAGGCGAUGAGCUCUUGGGCAUCGAAUGAGGUCUUGGUCGAUGAGCAUGUCAGCCCUGAAGAAUCGUUAUUUCAGCUGUCCCACCACCAUAUAGAAACCUGCUUUCUAUUCAGUAUUGGAUGUCUUUUCUUUUCUUUUCUUUUCUUUUUUUUUUUUUUUUUUUUUUUUU